GUGCAGCCCUAAAAAAAAAAAAGAAAGCAAGAAAGAAAAUAGGUAGGAGUUCGCUAGCCAGAAAAGAAAACAACAGAGUAUGCUAGGCUGGAGGGCCAGGAAAAGCAUGCAGUGUGGUGGGAACAGCAAAGAACAUAGUGCAGGAGUCAGGUGGGGCUGAAAGGUAGCUCCUGCCUGGAUUCCUGGAGGUCUGAGUGCCGAGCCAGAAGUGGGCCAAGGGCAUCCCUUGGCUUAUCAGCAGGUGUGGGACAGGCCCAGAGCUGUCACUUAGAGAAUCAGCACCAUGGGACAGGAAGUUAUUGGUGAGGGUCCUGCUGACUAGUGCUGAGGGUUUGAUAGGCAGUGGAGGAUUAGAGGAGGGGCUGGAUGCAGGAGAAGCUUCUAAGGAAAAUCACCAGGACCCAGUGGUGGACAGGGUGUGGGGAGGGAGUCACCACUACUAACGAGGUUGAACAGGAAAGCCAACACCUGCCCUUAAAGUGCCUUUGGUGCUCUCGGGGUGACUAGGCCCUCCAGCCUCUUGGGAUCUUGCAGAACGUGGUCCCAAGUCGGGUCCGGUCGGGUCAGCUCAGCUGCAAGCCCCUGUCCGGGCCACCGAUGGGGCCGCGGAGGUCGUUGCUCAGCCGGCCCGGCAGGGGGCGCUAUGGGGACGACGUGGAUGAUGGGCAUGCGCAGUGCAGCUCCGGAAGGGGGUGGGACCGCCCGAACGCGGAAGCGGAGCAGCUCACAAGGGGACUGGGAGGGGAAGGUUGGUGGCCAGGUUUUCCGCAGUGUAGGGGCUGGGAGUGCGAGCUGUUCCUGUGUCUGAGGGGGUUUGCCGGGGUAAGCUUUCCGGUCCCCUUUACUCAUUAGGGGCCUGGGAGCGGGCCCCGGCGGAGGUGACCUCUCCCGAGGACUCACUCGCGGAGUCGACCAUGGAACUGCUCUCGGCCGCCAGGGGCGUGACCUGGCGUUGCUGCGGUCGUCUCCUCACGCGUCCUUUAUCCCAAGCGGCGCGGCGUGGGGACAGGCCCGGCGGGGAGGAGCUAAGCCGCCUGCUCCUGGACGACCUGGCGCUCCCCCCGCGGUCGGCCGGGGGACUGGAGCUUUUGUUUGGCUUGUCCCCAUGUCUCCUGGCUCUGCGAGCCGCCCGCCGCCGCGUGGCCCGGCUCCUGCUCCAGGCCGGCAGGUCCGGGCUGCAAGGGGAGCGGGCCGAGCUGCUGCGUGUGGCGGAGGCGCGGGACAUCCCGGUUCUGCGGCCCAGGCGGCGGAAGCUGGACGUCCUGUGCCGCUACCAGGUCCACCAGGGCGUCUGCAUGGAAGUGAGCCCCCUGCGGCCCCAGCCUUGGGCUGAGGCCGGGGAGUCUCGGCCGGGAGACGACCCCCAGCAGCUGUGGCUGGUCCUUGAGGGGCUACAGGAUCCCCGGAAUCUUGGGGCCGUGCUGCGCUCCGCUCAUUUCCUCGGAGUGGAGAAAGUCAUCACCAGCCGGAAAAACAGCUGCCCGCUCACUCCAGUAGUCAGCAAGGCCAGCGCGGGAGCUAUGGAGGUGAUGGACGUGUUCUCGACUGAUGACCUGGCCGGUUUUUUACAGGCCAAAGCCCGGCAGGGCUGGCUCGUGGCUGGCACGGUGGGAUGCCCCGGGCCUGAGAUUUCCCCAUCCUCCGAGGUGCCCAUCACUAGCUGCUUGGACUUCCUCUGGGACCAGCCCACUCUCCUAGUGUUGGGGAAUGAGGGCUCUGGUCUGUCCCGGGAGGUGCAGGCCUCCUGCCAGCUUCUCCUUACCAUCCUGCCCGGCCGGCAGCUGCCUCCUGGACUCGAGUCCUUAAAUGUUUCUGUGGCCGCAGGAAUCCUCCUUCACUCCAUUUGCAGCCAGAGGAAGGGUUUCCCUGUGGAGCAGAAGAGAGAGCAGCACCUUCUCCAAGACCCCCAAGAACCCUGGCCCUUGUCUGAAGGGCCCAGCAUGACUCAGCACCCAGGACUGUGCUCGGGAUCCGCAAAGCAGAGGCAGGACGGGGACUGACCUGGAUGUCCCAGGUGUGUGCGUGCUGGGGCGGGCGCACACAUCCGCACGCUCCGAUGUGCCAGCGUCUCUUGCCUUCUUGCUCGAGUGUGCAUCCAGGCCUCUGUUUAUAAACGGCUGUCUUGGGGCAGGGCCAGGAGCUUUGCGGUAGAGACCAGAGGAAGUUCCGUUUUCCCGGUUUGGCUUUGGACGUGCAGUUGGAGACGGCGGUUGGUUAACUUCUAGCCUGUGCUGGGACAGAGGGUCUCUUUCUUCCCAGGCCCUGCCCAGGGGAGUGUAGACAUCAGAAGGAAAUCGAGGUGUUCCCAUCGUGGCUCAGCAGUAACAAACCCGACUGGUAUCCAUGAGGACGCCGGUUCAAUCCCUGACCUUGCUCAGAGGGUUAAGGAUCUGGCGUUGCCAUGAACUGUGAUGUAGCUUCCAGGCGUGGCUUGGAUUCUGUGUUGCUGUGGCUGUGGUGUAGGCCGGCAGCUGUAGCUCCGAUUCAACCCCUAGCCUGGGAACCUCCAUGUGCUGCAAGUGCAGCUCUAAAAAGCAAAAAACAACAACCAAAAAACGGGAUCAGGCAGCCGUCCAGAGCCUUCUUCCUCCUGAACCAGUGGGAGAAUAUAGAGGGAGGCCCUCCCGUGGCCAAGCAGGGGUAAACCCAGGCUCCGACCCUGCCCCCCUCAGGCCUUGAGCACGUGGCUUCAUCUUUAUGUGUCGCAGGGCCCUGGUCUGCACUUCCCUUCCAGGGCUCUUAGGAGGACCAAAUAAAACAUCACUCAGUCGGUC
This is a messenger RNA of Phacochoerus africanus (Common warthog), 2774 nucleotides long. It is a transcript of the gene MRM1, whose product is annotated as mitochondrial rRNA methyltransferase 1. Gene Ontology annotation, molecular function: RNA methyltransferase activity; RNA binding. The transcript has 5 exons. NCBI's taxonomy places the organism in Eukaryota, Metazoa, Chordata, Mammalia, Artiodactyla, Suidae. The record is from RefSeq and is a predicted model, not a curated record. Gene Ontology annotation, cellular component: mitochondrion. Bases 915 to 2000 code for a protein of 361 amino acids. Gene Ontology annotation, biological process: rRNA methylation.